Miscanthus lutarioriparius is the source of this 1281-nucleotide messenger RNA. NCBI's taxonomy places the organism in Eukaryota, Viridiplantae, Streptophyta, Magnoliopsida, Poales, Poaceae. The record is from the annotation of a GenBank genome assembly.
AUGGGCAGAGACGACGGCGGCGCGCUGGUGCCGGCGCCCGCGCCCGCGCCCACUCCGGGCCAGGUCUACCUGCCCGCGUGGCGCCGCGCGUACGAUCGCCUCGUGAAGAUGCUGCGCCAGGCGUACGCGCAGGCCGAGGAGCUCUCCGUCGAGCGCGAGCACCUCAUCACCGAGCUCCAGUUCCUGCAGAGCGGCAUCCGCGAGCGCGAGGAGAUCUCCCAGGCCCGCCUCCAGCAGAUCUGUAAGCACGAGGAGCUCCGCAAGAGAGUCGUUGAGGCUGAGACGGCGGCGCGUAUUGGUGGCAAGGAGCUUCAGAUUCACUGCUACAAGAAGCUCGCAGAACUUGCUGAGGAUGAUUUGGAGGACUUCAAAAGUUGUAUUUCUAAUUUGGCUGCUGAAAAUACUGAGCUAAAGGAAAAACUGAAGAAGUUUGAAAGUCAGGUGGAGAUUUGUACCGACAAUUCAGAUCACCAGAAAAGUGGGAAAGAUAUUAGGGAAGAGAUAAGGAAACUAAAGAAAGCUUACAUGAUCCUGAGAUCAGAGAAGGACAAGGAAAUUUCAGCAUUACAAGCAGAAAAGAAUUUUGUGUGUAACCAGCUUAAGACAAUGGAAGAAGAUUACAGUGGUGCCAUUAAGAGCAAGAGCAUAGAGGUAAAGCAAGCACAAAAGCUUCUGCAGAAUGUAGAUGAGCUGCAAGUGGCAGCCCAAAAGAAGGAUGAUGAAAUCGUUAGACUACAAGUUGAGGUGACAAAUGCCAAAGAGAGGAUGUCAAUUCUUGAGGAUGAGCUGCAAAAAAUGCGCUCUUUGGUGAAGGAUAAAGAUCUUGAAACUGAUAAAAAUGAAGAUGAUCAAUCAGACACUAGUAAGAUGUCAAAGAAGGAUAUUAAUAAGGCAAAUAGAAAAUCUAAGUCUACAAGAACUUCCCAGGUCACACCUGAUAUAUCAAGAACUUCCCAGGUCACACCUGAUAGGCGAGAAGUGAAGACUACACAACACAUGCGUCUGAGACUAAUCAGAAACGCAAGCUUAGCUCCUUCAAGUCCUCCCUGUCGUGUGGGUUUCACUCUCGUAAAAGCCUGGAACUUACUGAAGAAAGUACACCGUCGAGCACAGCCAAUCGAUGGCUUCGCCAAGGCUCUCCUGGCCCUUGAUAAGAGGCUGCAUGGCAGUGCUGACAGCGCCAUGACCAUGGAGAUCCAGAAAUUGAUCGAGUCACUCUGGAUCAGCCGAGGCGGAAGCCUGAGCCCGUCUCAGAAGCUGACCAAGGUGUUCCACCAAUGA